This is a messenger RNA of Nomascus leucogenys (northern white-cheeked gibbon), 6405 nucleotides long. RefSeq names its product ERCC excision repair 6 like 2 (gene ERCC6L2). Gene Ontology annotation, molecular function: ATP binding; ATP-dependent chromatin remodeler activity. Lineage: Eukaryota; Metazoa; Chordata; Mammalia; Primates; Hylobatidae. The record is from RefSeq and is a predicted model, not a curated record.
AGACCGGGUUGGAAGUUGUGGGGGUUAGGCGACGGAGGUCAGAGCCUAGGAAGAUCUGGGGUUCGCCUUGCCAGCCUCCAGUCCUCCACCGGCGGCGGCGGAGCCCGAGAGAACUAGGUGAACACCGCCUUGCCAGCCUCACACAGCGUCCCCUGGCUCUGCCGCCGCUCCGGACGUCGCCCUCCUGUUCUCCUUGGGUCCCCUUAGUCGCUACCUUUGCUGGGAUCCCCCUCCUCUAUCUCGUGGCUUCGGGUUGCCGGAGAGCGAUGCUCGGAGGGCGGCCGGAAGUGGCGUUGGCCGCCAUUGGCCCGCUGGCCAGCCACCUCGCUGUGCUCUGCCGCCUUCCGGGUGUUACGUGCAGCCGGGCUCGGCCCCUCCCCCUGGCCGGAUGGAUCCGUCGGCGCCACAGCCCCGCGCGGAAACCGCAGGCAAAGACAUAUGGCAUCCAGGAGAAAGAUGUCUUGCCCCUUUUCCAGAUAAUGGAAAACUUUGUGAAGCAAGCAUAAAAUCUAUCACAGCGGAUGAAAAUGGCAAGUCAUUUGCAGUCGUCUUAUAUUCAGAUUUUCAAGAAAGGAAAAUACCUCUUAAACAGCUUCAAGAAGUAAAAUUUGUUAAAGAUUGCCCUAGGAGUCUUAUAUUUGAUGAUGAAGAUUUGGAAAAACCUUAUUUCCCAAACCGAAAAUUUCCAUCAUCUUCUGUUGCUUUUAAAUUAUCUGACGAUGGAGACUCUAUUCCUUAUACCAUCAAUAGGUAUUUGAGAGACUACCAAAGAGAAGGAGCCCGGUUUCUUUAUGGACACUACAUCCAUGGAAGAGGGUGCAUUCUGGGUGAUGACAUGGGACUUGGAAAAACAGUACAGGUUAUUUCAUUUCUGGCUGCAGUUUUGCAUAAAAAGGGAACUCGUGAGGAUAUUGAAAAUAACAUGCCAGAGUUUUUACUAAGAAGUAUGAAAAAGGAACCCCCUUCUUCUACAGCAAAAAAGAUGUUCUUAAUAGUUGCUCCUCUUUCUGUCCUCUACAACUGGAAGGAUGAAUUGGACACCUGGGGAUAUUUCAGAGUCACUAUUUUACAUGGAAACAGAAAAGAUAAUGAAUUAAUUCGUGUAAAGCAGAGGAAAUGUGAAAUUGCUUUAACAACUUAUGAAACACUGCGCUUAUGCCUGGAUGAACUUAACAGUUUGGAAUGGUCAGCUGUCAUUGUGGAUGAAGCUCAUAGAAUCAAGAAUCCAAAAGCUAGAGUAACAGAAGUUAUGAAAGCUUUGAAAUGUAGUGUCCGCAUUGGCCUCACUGGAACCAUCCUUCAGAACAACACGAAGGAACUGUGGUGUGUUAUGGACUGGGCUGUGCCAGGCCUUUUAGGGAGCAGGACCUACUUCAAGAAGCAGUUUUCUGACCCAGUAGAACAAGGUCAGAGACACACGGCAACAAAGAGAGAACUAGCCACUGGCCGAAAGGCCAUGCAAAGACUUGCCAAAAAGAUGUCUGGCUGGUUUCUCAGGCGCACCAAGACUCUUAUCAAGGAUCAGUUGCCUAAGAAGGAAGACCGGAUGGUGUAUUGUUCUUUGACAGAUUUCCAGAAAGCUGUCUAUCAAACAGUGUUAGAAACAGAGGACGUGACUUUGAUACUUCAAUCUUCUGAGCCUUGUACCUGUAGGAGUGGCCGAAAAAGGAGAAAUUGUUGUUAUAAGACCAAUUCUCAUGGUGAAACAGUGAAAACCUUGUAUCUCAGUUACCUUACAGUCCUUCAGAAGGUAGCUAACCAUGUCGCGCUACUACAAGCUGCUAGUACUUCCAAACAACAGGAAACACUUAUCAAAAGGAUAUGUGAUCAGGUAUUUUCCAGAUUCCCAGAUUUUGUGCAGAAAAGCAAAGAUGCAGCCUUUGAAACACUUUCUGACCCUAAAUACAGUGGAAAAAUGAAGGUCCUUCAGCAGCUUUUAAAUCAUUGCAGGAAAAACAGAGAUAAAGUUCUUCUCUUUUCUUUUUCCACCAAGUUGCUUGAUGUGCUACAGCAGUACUGUAUGGCGUCUGGGCUUGAUUACCGACGGCUUGAUGGAAGUACAAAAUCAGAGGAAAGACUCAAGAUUGUAAAAGAGUUCAACAGUACACAAGAUGUUAACAUUUGCCUUGUCUCUACAAUGGCUGGUGGACUAGGCCUCAAUUUUGUCGGUGCCAAUGUUGUUGUAUUAUUUGAUCCUACUUGGAAUCCAGCCAAUGAUCUUCAAGCCAUUGACAGAGCAUAUAGGAUUGGACAAUGUAGAGAUGUCAAAGUGCUUAGGCUGAUAUCCUUGGGAACUGUGGAGGAAAUCAUGUAUUUACGACAGAUAUACAAGCAGCAACUUCACUGUGUGGUGGUUGGAAGUGAAAAUGCCAAACGAUAUUUUGAAGCAGUUCAAGGAUCUAAAGAGCAUCAAGGAGAGCUUUUUGGGAUCCAUAACCUCUUCAAAUUUAGGUCCCAAGGGUCUUGUCUUACGAAGGACAUCCUGGAGAGAGAAGGCCAAGUGGAAGCAGGGAUCAUGACAGCCACAACAUGGUUGAAAGAGGGACCUCCAGCACACAAACUAGAACUGCCUAGAGAGCCUGACUGUCAGGAAUGCAGAGGUCCAGAACAAGCUGCAGAGCCACUGGCAAAGGAAGCAUGUGAUCUCUGCAGCGACUUCAGUGAUGAGGAGCCAGUGGGAGCCACAGGAGUAAAGACUGCCAAAAACAAAGCACCCGAUUCAAGUAAAGCUUCCAGCUCUCCAGGACAGCUUACCUUACUGCAGUGUGGUUUCUCAAAAUUGCUUGAAACAAAAUGUAAAGCAGUUGAGGACAGUGACGGAAAUACUGCCUCUGAUGAUGAAAGUUCUGAUGAGCAGCCCACAUGCCUUUCAACAGAAGCCAAAGAUGCUGGUUGUGAGAAAAAUCAGGACUCCCUUGGUACUUCAAAACAUCAGAAAUUAGAUAACAUCCUAAAUCUAAAAGAAAAGCAUAUGUUUUAUAAAAGUGAGAAGAUUUUAGAACAGAAAAUUUCUUCUAAGUCUGAUGAGAAAAAAAUUAAAAAUACAGAUAAACAUUGCAUUUUACAGAAUGUCACAGAAUCAGAAGAUAGUGAUGUCAUCUGUCCUACGCAAUACACAACUGAGAGAUUCCCCGACAAUAGUAUAAGGUUUAAGCCACCCUUGGAGGGAUCUGAGGAUUCUGAAAGAGAACACUCUGUAAAGACAAGAAAUAAUGAUAAUGGUCGAAACACUGAUGACAAAAGAAAUGGAAUAAUUUCAAAAAAGUUAAGUCCUGAGAAUACAACCCUGAAAUCUGUUGUGAAAAGAAAAGGCACCAGUGAUAUCAGUGAUGAAUCUGAUGACAUUGAAAUUUCUUCCGAGUCAAGAGCAAGAAAGAGAGCUACUAGUUCAUUGAGGUUUAAGAGAAUAAAAGAAACCAAAAGAGAACUUCACAAUUCUCCCCAAACAGUGAACAAAACAAACCAAGUGUGUGCAGCAAAUGAGGAUCAUAACUCUCAGUAUAUUGAUGAUUAUUCAUCCUCAGAUGAGAGUUUAUCCGUCAGCCACUUCAGUUUCUCUAAACAGAGCCAUAGACCAAGAACUAUAAGAGACAGAAACAGUUUUUCUUCAAAAUUGCCUAGCCAUAAUAAGAAAAAUAGCACUUUUAUUCCAAGAAAACCAAUGAAAUGUUCAAAUGAGAAAGUUGUCAAUCAAGAGCAGUCAUAUGAAUCAGUGGAUAAAUUUUUAGAUGGCGUUCAGGAAGUGGCUUAUAUUCACUCAAACCAGAAUGUGAUUGGAUCGAGCAAAGCUGAAAAUCACAUGAGCCGAUGGGCGGCACAUGACGUAUUUGAGUUGAAGCAGUUUUCCCAGCUGCCUGCUAACAUAGCUGUUUGCAGUUCUAAGACAUAUAAAGAAAAAGUGGAUGCAGAUAUAUUGCCACACACAAAGAAAGGCCAGCAACUGAGUGAAGGCAGCAUUUCACUUCCUCUUUACAUUUCAAAUCCUGUAAACCAGAAGAAGAAAAAAGUCUACCAUACAAACCAGACCACCUUCAUAAUUGGAGAAACACCAAAAGGAAUCCGCAGAAAACAAUUUGAAGAAAUGGCCUCUUAUUUUAACUCGCCUUCUGUAAACGAAUUUGCUAAACAUAUAACCAAUGCCACAUCAGAAGAACGACAGAAAAUGCUAAGAGACUUUUAUGCUUCUCAAUAUCCAGAGGUGAAAGAAUUUUUUGUGGAUUCUGUGUCAGAAUUCAACAAUUCUUCCUUUGAGAAAGGAGGGAAGAAAUCUGAAAAAAGAGAAUCUCUUAUAAAAGCAAGGCUGUCAGAUUCUGAAACCUUGUCAUUUAAAGAUUCUACCAACAAAAUUUCUCAAGUUUGCAGCCUAAAAACAUAUAAAAGAAAAUCAGUUAAGUUUCAGAAUCAUAGUUCCUGUAGAGAAGAGGUGUUUUUUAAUGAUGCAGAAACUAAGAAAUCACCUGUUAGUUCUACUCAAGAGAUUGACAGUGAGAAAAACAGCCAAGCAUCCGAAGAUACUGUGACAUCCCGUUCUCUGAACAGUGAGUCUGAAACACGUGAGAGAAGGUUAGAAAAUACCAUGAAAGACCAACAGGACCUCACAAGAAUGGGCAUUUCAAGAAAAGAACCCCUCCUCAAAUUGGAAAACAAAAAGAUAGGAAAUCCAGUGCUGGAAAAUACUUCUGUGAUAAGCUUACUUGGUGAUACCUCUAUUCUUGAUGACCUUUUUAAAAGUCAUGGGAACAGUCCCACACAACUGCCAAAGAAAGUUCUUUCAGGGCCCAUGGAAAAAGCAAAACAGAGACCAAAAGAUUUCUGGGACAUCUUGAAUGAGCAGAAUGAUGAGAGUCUUAGUAAACUCACAGACUUGGCAGUAAUAGAGACUCUGUGUGAAAAAGCACCUCUAGCAGCACCCUCCAAAAGAAGAGAAAAGCCAGCAACUUCUCUUUGGAAAUCAAAUGAGAAAUUUUUAUGGAAGAAAUUUAGCCCAAGUGAUACAGAUGAAAACACAACUAAUACACAGAGUACCACAUAAGCAUAUAAAUGAAUUACUGCACCAGUGAACUGCAACCAUCACUGUUUACGGCACUGUUUUCCACACUGAUUCUGUUAUCUUGAACACAGUUGUUGACAUAUAUUUUUAUUAAAUUAUUGCUUUAGGAUUUUUUUGAAGUCUAAAGUAUUAUCAUGGAUCUGUUUUUCUUGAUAUUUGAUUUGAUCUUUCAAGAAUAUGAUUGUAUUUAUAGUAUAAACCUCUGUUAUGAAUUAGAAAAGAUUCUAGGUUUGUUAGUAGGAGACCUGGGACAUCUUUCUUACUGUAUUACAUAAUGAUGUGACACUUGCCCUGGUGAGCAUUGUUUCCCAGUGUGAAAGAUGAAGAGUCUGAACCAAAUCAGCAGAGUGUCCUUCCAGUUUAAAAAAGCUUUGCUUCGCUCUCCUAAUGGCUCAUAGGCUGAAUCAUGUCUGCCCCUCAAAUCAGAUGUACAGCAAUGUGUUUUUUACUAGCACUUGGGAAAGUUAUUAAGUAUUUUCUUUUUCCCUGGGUAUCAUGUUCUAUUAUUAUUUUAGAAAAAAGUCAUAACUAGUACUGAAUAUAUGGUAUAUAUAAUAUUAAAAUGGUAAUUUUGCAACAGCUCAAAAUUAAAAGGUUAAUGUUACACACUUUACUGUGUGAGCUGUAAUUACUACCAUUAACCACAGACACCAGUGCCUCAACUUUUUAUGUACCUAUUGUGAUUUAAUGUAAAUAAAGGUUUGUAUAGUACUUUCGUAGUUCUUAAGUAUGAAGAAAUGGGUAAACUUUGUAUUUUGUUAGAAACUGUUAUAUUUUGAAUGUAAUUUUUAUGGUUUAUAACAAAAUGAAUGUGCUCAUUGUUGAAUGCAUGUAUUUAGAAGCCUUUACUCAGCCCCUGUGUUCUGUGCUAGGAGCUUGAGCUAUACAGGUAAAGCAGAGCUACAGGUGAAUGAAAGGAAAUCAUGUCAGUGGAAAAUCAUGGUGGAAAGCCCCUGGCAUCACAUGUGCAUGCUGUAGGCAGGACCUGAGCUGUCUCCGCUGCAGGUUCAGAUGCACCACUGCAGCUGUCCUUCAGUUAGUUCACAGGGCUGCAAGAGGAGGACACAUCCCUCCAGAAAACAGCCUGAGCCAGGAACUGGCUGUGCUAAAGAGCACUGCUAUCGAGUUGAGGAGAGAGGGCUUCCGUGUACCCAGGAUGUGGAGUCAUUGCUCAGAAGUGAACAAAAAAUCAAAAACAAAAGUCUUCUCAAGGGACUGAUCGGCCAAGUAUGCUUUUCUUUAGAGCAAUGUUUUGCCCUAGAGAAUUGUAAAAUAUAUUUUAUGUCAUGACUCAGUACAUAUGUGUUCAUACAUAUAUGAUUGGAAUAAAAUGUUUAUGAAAUAUUUACUCAUAA